Molecule: messenger RNA, 1005 nt
Organism: Aspergillus niger
Lineage: Eukaryota; Fungi; Ascomycota; Eurotiomycetes; Eurotiales; Aspergillaceae
Exons: 3
Coding region: 1-1005 (334 amino acids)
Molecular function (GO): catalytic activity
Source: RefSeq, a predicted model, not a curated record
AUGCCCGACAUUCCCUGGGCUGAUUGUACGGAGGAGAUGGCCAUCUGUGGAGCCACUGUCCGCUUCGUGCAUCAGAAACCAACACUCGACGGUCCCGCAGGCCGCAGGCGCCCGAUCAUCUUCCUGCAUGGCAAUCCGAGCUGGAGCUAUAUCUGCAGAAAUAUCCUUCCUCAUCUGGUGGACCAAGGUCAUGAAGUCUAUGCGCUCGACUGGCUCGGACACGGUCGCAGUGACAAGGCGACACAUCCUGAAUCGGUUACCUUUGAACUGCAUAUUCACACGCUUAUGCAGUUGUUCAAAGUCCACAAUCUCCGCCAUGCAACCAUCGUCGCGCAUGACUGGGGUGGGUGCGUCGCGUUGUGCGCAAUCCCGCAGCUGCCUCAAAUGGCCUGCACUCGCCUCCUCCUCCUGAAUUCCUUUCUACCGCCGCGUCCGGACGAAUGGAAUCUUCACUACGGUCUACUCUAUGCCAUCUGGUUUCUUUCAACGGGCCUACUGGGCGGCUAUGUACCCGAGUCAGGGGUAAUGCGCUUCAUGUCCCCACACUUGCCGCAACCCGAGGUCGAUGGAUACAGUGCGCCGUAUCAAUCUCUCCCAGUAGCCACCAAGGCCAGUGUCUUCCGGUUUGGGCACAUUGUCCCGGUCACGCCGCGCUUUGCCUUACAUGGCCUCCGGCAGACGCGGUUGUGGAAAUUGUUGGAAGGUCUCUGCGGACCCCGUCAUUUUGACAACCUUAGUCAACAGGCCAGACUGGCAAAGCGCGGGGAGGAGGUCCGACAGAGCUGGAGAGCAGGCCUCGAGAAGGGUAACCCAGAAGUUGCGGUGGUGUUCGGAGAGCAAGACCCGCUAUUGAAGCUGUACAAGGACAUUCUCGUCGAUUGCAUUCACCCGGCACAUAUGGUUGAAUGGGCGCCACAGGGCAUGUGGCUCUCUGGAGGAGGCCACUACCCCAUGGAAGAGAAAGCGGCUGAUAUAUCCCUCUUGGCGGAGAGGCUUGCAAGCUAA